Messenger RNA from Babesia ovata, 1137 nucleotides. Its product is annotated as tumor susceptibility gene 101 domain containing protein. Gene Ontology annotation, biological process: protein modification process; protein transport; endosome to lysosome transport. NCBI's taxonomy places the organism in Eukaryota, Apicomplexa, Aconoidasida, Piroplasmida, Babesiidae. The record is from RefSeq and is a predicted model, not a curated record. Gene Ontology annotation, molecular function: ubiquitin binding. Gene Ontology annotation, cellular component: ESCRT I complex. The coding region runs from base 1 to 1137 and encodes 378 amino acids. The transcript is spliced from 4 exons.
AUGGCUUCCCGUAGAGCGACCAAUAUGUACGCUCCUGGCACACCGAAGUUGCAAUUGGGCGAUGUCCUAAAGCGCAACUUCAAGAAUGCGCUGAUAGUAGAGGCCGACGUGCGAAAUACCCUCGGCAAGUACAACGGUCUAACGCCAUCCCUUCACUACGGAGGUGCCGGAAUCCUUAUUAAUCUUCGAGGGACUAUACCAUUCCAUUUCCAGAAUGCAGUAUAUAAUUGUCCGAUCCUCAUCGCUCUGAAUACCGAGUAUCCUCUGUCGCCUCCGUACAUCACGGUCCAGCCAACGGAGCAGAUUAAGAUUGUGCAAAAGCACCCGUGCGUUCUCAAGAAUGGGGAGGUGGUUAUAAGAUACAUUAAAGAGUGGAAUCCUAGGUCGACUCUGGUCGAAGCGCUGCGCCGCGUGCAGGAGGACUUCAACAGAGCGCCGCCCAUAUACGCCAUCGAAGUGCGACGUAGUGGAACUCUGUCCGAUGCGAUAUCACAGGGUGCCGGUGCAGCCGUGCCUCUUAGACACGCCGCGUCAGGUAAUGAAGGCAGCGUGAUGCACCGCAGCACCAGUGACGACGGAUCGCUGGAGUCCGAGUUGGAGUCUAUUCGGUCAAAGAUAACAGCGAAUGUGCGGGAUAUGCGCGCUCAGCUUAUCAAGGAAUACCAGUAUGACGUAGGGAAGUAUGACAUCCACCGGCUCAUCAUGCUGGACUGGGUGCCAACAUGUGUCAACAUUGCCACAUACAUUAAGGAGCAAUACGCCGAACGCGAGAAGUUGAAUAAAGCGCGUGCUGAUUGUGACCAGCAAUUGCAGACCCUAGAGGGCAUCGAUGACUACUUCACUCAGGUCAUCACCGCCCUCAAUGAGAUGCAGACGUCCGCCGGUGAAGCAGAGACGACUGAAUCUGGGGAUAAAGUAGAACCAGAAUACAACUUGGAAUAUGAAAGCAAGCGAGAUGAAACACUUUGCCGCGCUGUUGCCUCGGAGGCGGCGGCUAACGAGAUGCUGGAGUUGUUGCAGGCUACAUAUAAGCGCAAGCAAAUCUCGACGAAGAAAUAUAUCCAAUAUGUGCGAGUGAUAAGCAACGAGAAGUUCCGAGCCAUGCACUCGCGGAAGUUAGCGGAAUCGACACAGUGA